CCCCUCCCCCCCACCGAUCGCGAGCCCUAUAUAAACCGCUCUUACCCCCUCAGCCUCUCCCUAUCAUCAAGCAUGACUCAACUCAAAUCCGGCCCAACAAGCAGUCCAAAUGGAUCGACCGUCCCAGCAGUCGAACCCAUCAAAGUUCGCCCAGACCCCUCCUACGCCGACUUCUCCACCCUCGCAAUCCACGCCGGACAAGCCCCCGACCCACUUACCGGCGCCGUAAUCCCACCUCUCUCACUCACCACCACAUUCGCGCACAGUGCUCCAGGCGUGCAGAUAUCGGAUUAUUCAUACGCCCGCGGCGGGAAUCCCACGCGGACGGCGUUGGUGGAGCAGAUUUGUGCGUUGGAGAAAGCGGAGUGGGGGGUUGUGUUUAGUAGUGGAGUUGCGGUUGUUAAUGCUGUAACGCAGCUUGUGAAACCUGGCGGUGGGGGGAGGAUUGUGUGUUCGGCGGAUGUGUAUGGCGGGACGAGGCGGUAUUUGACGAAAGUCGGGCGGGAGGUUAAUGGGUACGACGUCACCUUCGUCGACCUCUCGGGCUCGGAAGAGGAGGUUACAGCACGACUCCUCCCGCACCUCGUUGAGGGCUUAGGCAUGAUCUGGCUCGAAACCCCAUCAAACCCCCUCCUAAACAUCAUCGAUAUCCCUCUAAUCUCCUCCCUCCUCACACAACACUCCCCCUCCACAAUCCUAGUCGUCGACAACACCUUCCUCUCACCCUACCUCCAACGUCCUCUCCUCCUCGGCGCGACGAUCGCGGUACACUCUGCCACGAAACAUCUCGGUGGACAUUCGGAUGCGUUAUUGGGGGCUGCGGUCACUAAUUCUGAGGAAAUUGGUACGAGGUUGGGGUUUUUGGCGAAUACGUUGGGGGGGGUGCCGAGUCCGUGGGAUACGUAUCUCGUUACGCGGGGGAUUAAGACACUUGCGCUCCGGAUGGAGAAAGCGUGUGAGACGGCGUCGGUGAUUGCAAGGACGCUGGAUGGGUUGGGGUGUCCGGUUAUCUAUCCUGGACUGCCGACACACCGCCACCACGCACUCUCCAACACCCAAUCCCGCCACCCCGGGCCCCUUCUCUCCAUCGAUCUCACCCUUCCUCCCCAUGGGGCUUCCUCCACAUCGAGUUCCUCCCCCGCCGCAGCCGCCGCAGCCAAACUCUUCAUCUCACACCUAAAACUCUUCACGCUCGCGGAGUCUCUUGGUGGCGUUGAAUCACUCGUAUCUGUACCGAGUGCGAUGACGCAUGCUUCUGUGCCGGAGGCGGGGGUGAAAGGGGGGGUGGUGAGGGUUAGUGUUGGGUGUGAGGAGGGGGGGGAGUUGGUGCGGGAUUUGGUUGGGGGGUGGAGGGAGGUGGUGAAAGAAUACCCUGAGUUGAGGGGUGGGGAGUGGAAUGCUAAUGGGAAUGGGGAGUAGGGAGGGCGUGGGUUCGGUAUUAGGGAUGGAGUUUGGGUGUUUUGCUAUCAGUUCAUUGCAAUAAUUGCUUAUCCUUGUUCGCAACACUUGGCCAGGCCAUUGCAGUCUGAAUCGUUGCGAGUGAUGGAUAUGCGUGCACGUAUGCGUGGGAAAUUCGCUGAACCGUGACAUAUCGACGCCGACAUCGAUUUCGUUACCGUCACAAGAACUAAUGUUAAAUGUUACGAUAUUUGCAAUCGAUAGCGACUCGAACUGAGAAAGGUCUGCGUGCAAGAGCCGAUCACGUGCCGGUCGUCAUCACCACUCAGAU
Messenger RNA from Saitoella complicata NRRL Y-17804, 1729 nucleotides. RefSeq lists its product as uncharacterized. Gene Ontology annotation, cellular component: cytoplasm. The transcript is spliced from 2 exons. Lineage: Eukaryota; Fungi; Ascomycota; Saitoellomycetes; Saitoellales; Saitoellaceae. Gene Ontology annotation, molecular function: cystathionine gamma-lyase activity; pyridoxal phosphate binding. The record is from RefSeq and is a predicted model, not a curated record. Bases 73 to 1419 code for a protein of 448 amino acids. Gene Ontology annotation, biological process: transsulfuration.